CGAAAGAGCGUUACACAACGAGGAAACGUUUGGCUGCUAAGUGACCAACGCUGAUCCUGGGUCAGAAUAAACAAAUCGAAGUUUAGAAUGGCAACUGAGGGAGAACCGACAGACCUGGUGAAGGUGCUUCACCUGUUGAUCUUGGCGUUUACAUGGGGCAUGCAGGUGUGGGUGUCAUUUAUUGCAGGGUUUGUGUUGUUGUCCAAAGUCACUCUGCACACAUUUGGUUUAGUUCAGAGCAAACUCUUCCCUGUGUAUUUCUACUGCUUGCUGGGCAGUAACACAGUCAGCUUGGCCAUAUAUGCUGUCUACCAUCCCAGAGAACUGCUGAACUUGCAUGAGACUAUACAGAUGGCUCUGUUCUUCGUGGCUGUGGUCAUGGCAGGGUUGAAUGUGCAGUGGUUUACUCCAGCUGUCAUUGAGCACUCCCUGGUGAUGAGGGAGAUCGAGCAGGAACAUGGCCUUGGUGGUGAGAUCGGCUUUUCCACCAACAGGGAGUGCUACAUCAAACUCAGAGAGCACGAUCCAAAAUACAAGGCCCACAGGAAAAGCUUUUACCACUACCAUGGCUGGUCCAACCUGAGCAACCUCAUAGGCUUCGCCUGCAUCACCGUCAAUCUCAUCUACCUGGCACUUCAUCUGUCUUCAAUAUAAUGUUUUUGGCAAAAAACAUACAACCAGUUAGACUAUUGCUACAUGUAUGUAAGGUAAACGUAUUGCUACAUGUAUGUAAGGUAUGGAAAGGCAAAGCAGAACAAAUCUAAUUCAGUUUUGAACAGGAAUUCAGUGACCAUAGCAUAAAACUCUUACUGUGUAAAAUAUGAAUUUCUAAAUAAAUAAAAUUGUUAAGCCUAUUUCUAGGCAUUUUAAAAUGUUUAAUACCUAGAAACAAGCAAUAUAAUCUUCCUGUAGUAGAGUUUUAGAAUUUUACAUGAUGGCUUUAUAUUUGAUACAAAAUAAUCUCAUAAUGUAAAACGUGAUGGCUUUUAUUUUGCUCACAUGUAAUAAUUACACAUGCAAAGAUAAAAAAAUUUUUUUGGAGUGAAUCCUCCAGACCAAAAGGUGUUUUUUUUUUUUGUUUGUUUGUUUGUUUUGGGUUUUCUUGCGUGACUUCUCUCCUAUAUCCUGUAUACAUGAAAAUACAUGCAAACAUAAUUGUGCAGGUUCAGUAAUAACAGUUGGUAAAGUUAUCAUAAUUGUUUGUUUGAGGGGCUAAAUUUCAAUCUGUAUUAACUAGCAGCGCAUCAAAUCCAUGGCUGUAUGUUAGUUAUCUGGCUAAGCUAAACUACCUAACACACAGAAACACCAGAGAACAGGAGGUCCUGGCUAAAGCUAGUUAGCAAAGCAUUCAAAUCUCCUUUUCAUUUACAUCAGCUAUGGUGUACAUCCACCAAAUCCACCAGAAGCUUUGAGUAUUGUUACUGACCACGUGCAUCCCUUCAUGGGCACAGUUUACCACAACAUCUUGUGGAAUAUAUGAAAUGAAGAAUUUACUCUGUUUUGAGAAAUUAGUGAUGCACCACUCUAGUAUUAGUAUAGAGUUUCAUUUAAAGGCUUCAGUGGGUGUAAAUGUUUGUUAUACAUAUUGUUUUAGACAUGUCAUUUCUUUUAUCUACCCAUAUUGAGAAUUUUUAUACAGUUUUACUGUAUUGGGGGGUGGGGGUGUCCGAAAACCAGUCAGUAUCUGGUGUGAUCACCAUUUGCCUCAAAAACACGCAUGUUAUAAAUAUGGCCUAUAUUUCCUAGAAUAUAUAUACCUUCACACACUUAUGUAAUUGUUAUGUUUGUAAUGUGAAUGUGUAAAACCCUGUGCUCUGUCCAGCCGCUGAUCUCACCAUGUUUACUGUUUCAGAUGUACCGACUUUAUUGUGUGUGAUUCCACACAGUUUUAAAUCAUAAAACGACAUUGUUCUCUCACA
Messenger RNA from Tachysurus vachellii, 1919 nucleotides. It is a transcript of the gene tmem205, whose product is annotated as transmembrane protein 205. The coding region runs from base 88 to 654 and encodes 188 amino acids. The transcript is spliced from 4 exons. The record is from RefSeq and is a predicted model, not a curated record. Lineage: Eukaryota; Metazoa; Chordata; Actinopteri; Siluriformes; Bagridae.